Messenger RNA from Aplysia californica (California sea hare), 540 nucleotides. Its product is annotated as gigasin-6-like. The transcript has 3 exons. The record is from RefSeq and is a predicted model, not a curated record. NCBI's taxonomy places the organism in Eukaryota, Metazoa, Mollusca, Gastropoda, Aplysiida, Aplysiidae. The coding region runs from base 1 to 540 and encodes 179 amino acids.
AUGCAAUUUGGCCGCCUGGGCCCGGCAGCGCUGUUGCCAGUUUGGCAUUACUGUCAGCGAGGUCGUUUCCAAGGAUCUCGCAGUGACCAGGGAUCCACUGAAUCUGUAACUCUCAAGUCAAAGCUGAAGGACGUGGUGGGCGGAGACUUCCAGUUCUCCGACCCGUGGCGCACGGCGGAGGCGACAGUGGAGGACAUGUUGUCUCACCGACUGCGCAUCCCCACCUACCACAACUUCAGGUUCAACCCCAAGAUUGACCGAUUUGACCUGCUCAAACGAAUGAAAUACUUCAAAACCAACAUGGAGUUCCGCGUGAGUGCCACCUACAGCACCACCAACUACAUCAUGGCCACAGCCAUCACACAGCUGGUCGCUGGGGGCACCACCUGGGAGCAGCUGGUCAGGGAAAAGAUCUUCAAGCCCCUGGGCAUGACAUCAAACUUCGCGGCCUCUGUGGACUUCGACAAUGAUGACGUGGCGUUCCCGACGGUGACGGACAAUGGGCCUACCAAAGAAUUGAGUCCCGAAUUUGCCAAGUGA